Molecule: messenger RNA, 3267 nt
Organism: Cryptococcus deneoformans JEC21
Lineage: Eukaryota; Fungi; Basidiomycota; Tremellomycetes; Tremellales; Cryptococcaceae
Product: ATP-dependent DNA helicase pcra, putative
Exons: 18
Coding region: 63-3218 (1051 amino acids)
Biological process (GO): recombinational repair
Cellular component (GO): nucleus
Molecular function (GO): hydrolase activity; 3'-5' DNA helicase activity; DNA binding
Source: RefSeq, a predicted model, not a curated record
GCUUUCCGGUCCCCGUUUCUCCCGUCUCGUUGUGCCCGAAUACCUCACCACAAAAAGGGAACAUGGACGGUUUAAUUACUGGUAUUACGUCGUACCCAUAUCUUGCGUCCCUUAACCAAGCUCAAUUGAAAGCCGUUACUGCAAGCCCUUCAGUCCCUCUGCAAAUCCUUGCCGGACCAGGAUCUGGAAAAACCAGGGUCCUCACCUGUCGUGUCGCCUAUCUGGUACAGCAUCAUAAAUACUCGCCAAAUGAGAUCGUCGCGGUUACUUUCACCAACAAAUCGGCUAAUGAGAUGCGAAAGAGGCUGCAGAAGUUACUUGGGGAUAAGCAAGCUGAUCAAUUGGUACUAGGUACAUUCCACGCGACAUGUGUCAAGUACUUGAGAAGGUACGGCAAAUUGAUUAAUCUGUCCAACAACUUUGUAAUCGCCGAUGCUGAAGACUGCAAGAAAAUCAUGAGUGGUAUACUGAAAAGCCGAAAAGCUGCAUUAGAUGAAGCAUCAAUGUCUCUGAAAGAAGGAGUCGUCUUAUCAGAAAUAUCCAAAGCUAAAGCAAAAGGGGAGCCGCCGGAGGCUAUGGCAAUACGCGCCGCGCAAAAUAAGAAUGCUUUCACAAAUACGCUUGCGGUCAUCGCAGACCUCUACGAAGAGUACCAACUCGCCCUGACAGAGGCGAAUUCGUUGGACUUUGACGACUUGCUGCUGUAUGCCCUGCGACUAUUCAAAGAAGCGCCUAGAGUGGUAGAGAACAUACGGCAUAUCUUGGUGGACGAGUUCCAAGAUACUAACACAACACAAUACGAGCUCUUGAAACGCUUUGCAAAAGCUCAUAAAGGCGUGAGCGUCGUUGGAGACCCGGAUCAGUCGAUCUAUGGCUGGCGUUCUGCAGAGAUUGAGAACUUGAACAAGAUGACGAAGGAUUUCCCUGGUGUAGAAGCGAUCUAUUUGGAAGAAAACUACAGGUCCACCGGAUCCAUUCUUGAUGCUGCCCACGCCAUCGUUUCCCAAGAUCGCCAGCGAAUACAAAAGAGUCUUUUCACUUCCCACCCCAAAAGCGCUCCUGUUACCCUUAAAGUCUUUAGUACUCCCGUCAUCGAAGCGAGCUUCAUUUCCACCGAGAUCAAGCGCCUCAUUGCAUAUUCUGGUGGUCUACUGAGAUACGAUGACUUUGCCAUUCUCUUACGUUACAAUGCCUUGUCUCGGGUGAUAGAAUCUUCCCUCCAAAAGGAUAGUAUCCCCAACCGUAUUGUUGGAGGGCACAAGUUCUUUGAACGAAUGGAAAUCAAGGAUUUGUUGGCGUAUCUUCAGCUGGCCGAUAAUCCGGGCUUCAACCCUGCGUUUGUACGAGUUGUCAAUGUCCCCAAACGCUCCAUCGGGGACAAGACCCUCACAGAUAUCCUAAGUACAGCGAAGUCAAUGAAGAUAUCCCCCAUGCAGUUAUGUGAGCGGGUCACAGAUGGCGAAGGCAUACCUGCAAACAUCAAACCGGGCGUGAAGAAGAGUCUUGCGAACUUUGUCGGUGUGAUCAGGAAACUAAGACGAGCAGCGGAAGGUGGUGCAUCUGUGGCCGACCUGAUCAAAAUGGUCAUCGAGAAAGUCAAUUAUGAAGAUUAUCUCCGUACUUCGCAGCCGGAUUGGGACUCCAGAUGGGAAAAUGUCAAGGAACUGAUUUCAUACAGUGUCACUGUCGCUGAAGAGCAAGCUCGUUUAUCUGGAUCCGAAUAUGGGAUUGCUCCUGAAGAAAGAGGAUUCAUGCCGGCCAAUUCUGCAGCUGUUGAGGCUAUGGUGAACGAGGCAUAUGAAAGAGGAAAAGGAAAAGAAGUCAAGCAGGAUGGAGAUACGAGGCGGGUAAAAGAAGAAAAACGGGUACACCCCAUGUUUAGGCGCCAGGCAAGCGGGAGUGACAAGGGUAGUCAGGGACUUGAUACGUCCUCGGCAGCGAGGAGUCGGAGUAGGAGCGAUUCAAGUGCUGUGGAUAGCAAAAGAAUACCGCGGAAGAAGGGUUCUGUAAAGACGAAUGAAAGGCAUGAUGGGGUGAUAGAAUUGCUUUCGAGUGAUGAGGAAGAAAACGAUAUCAAGCCAGAUGUAAAGUCGAAGAAAGAAGUUGUCGAUGGAGUUAAGCAGAUCAAUGUGGCCGAUGCCCCCUCUGAUUCGGUGGAAUCACUAGCCAACGCACCUGAUAAUUUGACGCCCCUGGCAUACUUCCUUCAAACUUCCAUGUUAUCGACGGAUACUGAAUCAGGUCAAGAUGAUGCUUCUACACCCAAAGUCACGAUCAUGACUGUCCAUGCUGCAAAAGGUCUCGAAUGGCCUGUGGUCUUUAUACCUGCUGUCGAGCAAGGUACCUUCCCUUCUUAUCGUUGCACCGAACCUCAUGAAAUAGCAGAAGAACGACGAUUACUCUACGUCGCUAUGACUCGAGCGCAAAGUUUCUUGACAAUGUCGUAUUGUCAGUUCAGAAUGAUGGGCGGGGAAGAGAACAACAAAGAGGCUAGUGAGUUUUUGGGGGAUGUUAUGCGGCAUCAGCCGGCUUUAUUAGCAACCGACCAGCCUAACGUGGAUACGGUCGUGAGGAAGCACAUGUCUGCCAUGCUAUGUCGACCUAUGCCUGAUGAGGAUCUGACGAAAGACAUGAUCAUGAAGCAUGUUCGUGCAGCCCCUCCCCUGAGUACUUGGGAUCCACCUGAGCGUUCUUCAUGGGGAGAGAAGAUCAACCGCUUUGCUCGUCGGGAUGUCACCAAGGCUGCUCGUGCGACUGAAUACUGGGCAUCAGACGUUGACGAGUACGCCCUCCCGUCCGAUUCAUUGUCUGCCUCCACCUCUUCCCCAUAUACAACUAGCUUUACCUCUGCUCGAAUGAACUCCGGCCUUUCCAGACCGCCGGCCGCGUUGCCGAUGGCGCCCCAAAAGAAACCUCCUCCGCCAUCUGUAAAAUCUGCCAACAGACAUAUACCACCUACAAUGCCGUUCACAUUUAAUACAAAGGAGGAAAUAAAGGAGGAAACAUCAUUAGACUCAUUAAUGAGUGGGGGUAAUAAGAGUUUAGAGAUGAUGGCGGGGCUAGGUUUGCCCGCUGAUCUACCUCCUGAUCUUGUCGGGCCCUCCGCUGGCGCGGGCGGUGAAUUGGCAGGAAGAGGAUCGCUUGAGGUUGCCAGAGGAAAGAAGAGACUGGGGAUGGGAAGACCAGCGCCAUGGGGAAGCAAAAAGCCUCGAAAAUAAUUAUAAUUUAUUGCAGUAUCACUUGUUGUAUUGUAAGACCUUUGUAUAU